Molecule: messenger RNA, 2769 nt
Organism: Heteronotia binoei (common prickly gecko)
Lineage: Eukaryota; Metazoa; Chordata; Lepidosauria; Squamata; Gekkonidae
Gene: INPP5E
Product: inositol polyphosphate-5-phosphatase E
Exons: 10
Coding region: 68-1915 (615 amino acids)
Biological process (GO): phosphatidylinositol dephosphorylation
Molecular function (GO): inositol-polyphosphate 5-phosphatase activity
Source: RefSeq, a predicted model, not a curated record
AAAAACAUGCCCUCGGAUAAACUAAGGGAGGAUAAUUCUCUGAUUUAUUUGUAGCUGGUGCCAUGACAUGAACCCUCCCAAUGGAUUUUGCCAGAAUACAAUGCAGCCCUUUACUGCAAGCAAUGAGGGUAAGAUGUCACAAAACCCACAACCGAAGGGAAAUAGUCGCACUGCCAGAAAAGAAGCAGGUGACAGCGGGACUCUUCUUUCAGAGGACCUGCAAGAGGUUGAAUCCUCCUUUCUCAAUGAUGAUACUCUAAGAUUCCCACCAGAAGGACUUCAAUCCAGUAUGAAGUUUAAUAAAUCAUUUACUCCAAAGCCUCCCCAGAAACCAAGGCUUGAGCGAACCUCCUCUCUUGAUGAACUGAUCUGGCGGAGGAGGCGACUCUUCAGAAUGAGCCAGGAGAGCCUGACAGAUUCUGCUGAGGUGGGCUCCUCUACCAGGUCCCUGCAGGGGAGUCCUGGAUGGCUCAGACUUGCCUCCUGCACCAACCAUAACCACAACCAGGAGUCUCCGCACAGCUUGUGCAAAGCCUCUGAAACUUCCAGUGUUGGGCAAGGCAAGGUCCGUCUUUCCAACUCAUGUGAGAAGAUGUCUCUAUGUAACAAUCCUCAGCUGCCCAAAGUAACACCCAUCCAUUCUCCCCCCUCUCUGGAACUUGAUGGCUCCUUCCGUGCUGUGAGGACAGCUAAUAGGAUUGACCCGGAUUGUGCAGAUUACAGGCCGUGUUCCCACAGUUUGUGCACAAGGAUAGGCAGCAGCUGGAGGGACACCAAGCUGCACAGCAGAGGGAUGGUCUGUGAUAACUGCUCCACGGCCUCCAUGAAGUCUACCUUCAGCCUUUUGACACCCCUCCGUGUCAGAGAUGUGCGGAGCAGAAGUUACUUGGAAGGCAGCCUGCUAGCCAGUGGUGCUUUGCUAGGAGCAGAAGAGCUGAACCGGUAUUUUCCUGAUCGGAGUGUCAGGAUCUUUGUGGCCACCUGGAACAUGCAGGGCCAAAAGGAGCUACCUGAGCUGCUGGAUGAUUUGCUGCUGCCAUCAGACCCUGACUAUGCCCAGGAUAUGUAUGUGAUAGGAAUCCAAGAAGGCUGUCCGGAUAGGCGAGAAUGGGAGAUCCGCCUUCAGGAGACACUUGGCCCCCACUAUGUCAUGCUGUAUGCAGCUGCCCAUGGAGUGCUGUACAUGUCAGUCUUCUUGCGCAGGGAUCUCAUCUGGUUCUGUUCAGAAGUGGAGUAUGCCACAGUGACCACUCGCAUCGUGUCCCAGAUCAAAACCAAGGGUGCCCUGGGAGUCUGCUUUACUUUCUUUGGCACAUCCUUCCUUUUCAUCACAUCCCAUUUCACAUCUGGAGAUGGCAAAGUGUACGAGAGGGUGCUGGACUACAACAAGACCAUCCAGGCUCUUGCGUUGCCCAGAAACAUUCCAGAUACCAACCCAUAUCGCUCCAGUCUAUCAGAUGUCACAACACGCUUUGAUGAUGUCUUCUGGUUUGGAGACUUCAAUUUCCGCCUGAACGAGGAUCGGGAGGUGGUGGAGCAGAUCCUCAGCCAUGGUUUGGAAACAGACAUGUCAAAGUUGCUGCAGCGUGACCAGCUACUGAAGGAAAUGGAUAAUGGGUCUAUUUUCAAGGGGUUCCAAGAGGCUCCCAUCCAUUUCCGUCCUUCCUACAAAUUUGAUGUUGGCCAGGACACCUAUGACACUACCUCCAAGCAGAGGACCCCUUCAUACACGGAUCGAGUGAUAUUCCGAUGCCGUAAUAAGGCUGACAUUCAUGCUGUGAGAUAUUCUUCCUGUCUUGGGAUGAAAACAUCAGACCACCGGCCUGUUUAUGGAUUAUUUCGUGUCAAAGUGAGACCGGGAAGGGACAAGUUAGUACCACAUUUGAAGCAUCCCCCUCGCUGCAGGUCAGUUUGAUCGAGAGCUGUAUUUGAUUGGGAUCAGGAGACGGAUCACAAGGGAACUUCAGAAAAAGCGGGCUGUAAAGGACCAGAAAGGCAGCACUGUCUGUUCUGUUUCCUGACUUGAAAAAGCCACUGCAAGAGGAUAUCCAAGGCAGCUGCCGGCCAAUUCUGCAGUGAAGCUCUGGAGCUGAGCUCUGGCACCUUGUUCUGGGUUUGUGCAGUUAGGUCUUCAAGCUCAUCUUGGUGCUGUGCUGCAGCGGUUGGAGGAAAUGAGUGAAUAUCUUGGCUCAAAUGCACCUGCCUGUUUGAUUAGGUUUGAUGUUCUAGCAAGUCUAUCGGGGGACAUGUAGUUGUGUCCCAUAUCUCUGCUUUGCACAACUGUUGCCUGAAGUGAGGGACCUGACCAUCACACUUUGUGUUCAGAAUCAAACUUUCAGCAGGAGCAUCUUGGAAACGGUAGCAAGUUCUGUGCUGUCACACAGCAGAACAAGCAGGGGAAAAGUGAAAUAUAUCCAAAGAACACUUUUAUAAAAAAAAGCGUUUGGAGUUGAAGCCCUGGUGCGGAAGACCAAAGAGAAGUGAGCUGCUGCUCUCCAACCCUCUCCAGACUCCCACGGGUCCCUCAAGUGCCAUCCUUAAUCCUGGACAAGGACCAGCCAAGGGCCAAGUUGCAGAUUCUCUUUGAAAGAGGCACAAGGCAAGCCUGUCUAAUAUGGAAACUGCCCUUUUCCGGCUGGCUUGUGCCACUGAAGUGUUGCUUCAAAGCAGGCAUUCAAGGCGUUACCUCUUCCCUGUGUUCAAAUGCUUGUUGGUCUGGAUCAUGUUUACAUCCAGAAUUCCUUUUAAUAAAUACAAGUCAAAUCUUAA